Macrosteles quadrilineatus (aster leafhopper) is the source of this 1986-nucleotide messenger RNA. RefSeq names its product pre-mRNA-splicing factor Slu7 (gene Slu7). The transcript has 10 exons. Gene Ontology annotation, molecular function: pre-mRNA 3'-splice site binding. The record is from RefSeq and is a predicted model, not a curated record. Gene Ontology annotation, biological process: mRNA splicing, via spliceosome. Lineage: Eukaryota; Metazoa; Arthropoda; Insecta; Hemiptera; Cicadellidae. The coding region runs from base 146 to 1900 and encodes 584 amino acids. Gene Ontology annotation, cellular component: spliceosomal complex.
UGAUGUGAUGACAGAGGAGGAGGAAUAAUAAUAAGAAAGAAGUGUCAAAACUCUGUUAUUAUUGAUGUGAAAUAUUUUUUGAAGUGUAGCCGAGACCUAGGCCUACAGUUUAAAUUGCUGAAUAGAUCUAAACAAAGUGUAAACGAUGGCUGUUACGAAUAAUACACCAAUAUCUGAAAUAUUAAAAAGCAAAACUUCUUUAGAAGAUGAGCCAAAAAAGAAGUCAAGAGAAGAUUGGAGGAAGGCUAAAGAAUUAGAAGAAGCUAGAAAGGCAGGCACAGCCCCUGCUGCAGUUGAUGAGGAGGGGCGAGAUAUCAACCCCCACAUACCUCAGUACAUAUCUGCCGCUCCAUGGUACUUUGGCAGUCAAGGACCCACUCUCAAGCAUCAACGGAUACAACCUGAGAGCGUCAAGAAGCCAACUCCCAUAGACCUAUGGUACAAACGUGGUGUCAACAAUGAGGUGAAAGCUACAAAGUACCGCAAGGGAGCCUGUGAGAAUUGUGGUGCAAUCACUCACAAACGCAAGGACUGCAUGGAGAGGCCGCGGAAAAUCGGAGCUAAGUUCACCAACACACUUAUCGCACCCGAUGAGUUUGUACAGCCUGUAAUUGACGCAGACUACGAUGGUAAACGGGACCGCUGGGCUGGCUACGAUCCGUCUCAACACAGACUGAUUGUAGAUCAGUAUCACAAGAUAGAAGAGGCUAAAAGACAACUCAGAGCUGACAAAUUGAACGCUGGAGAGGGGCAGGGAAGUGAGCUUGAUGAUGAAGAAGAUGAGGAUAAAUACGUAGACGAAGUCGACAUGCCUGGUACGAAAGUUGACAGUAAACAGAGAAUUACUGUUAGAAAUCUGAGAAUUCGAGAAGAUACAGCAAAAUACUUGAGAAAUCUUGACCCGAAUUCAGCCUACUACGACCCCAAGACAAGAUCUAUGAGAGAUAACCCACAUGAGGAGGACAUAGUGAAACCUGAAGAAGAGCAAGACUAUGCUGGGGAGAACUUUGUGCGGUUCACGGGUGACACAAGGAAACACGCAAAAGCACAACUGUUUGCAUGGGAGGCGUAUGAGAAGGGCGUGGAUGUCCAUCUGUUGGCUGAACCCACUAAGUUGGAGCUGCUACAGAAGGACUAUGAGCAAAAGAAGGACGAGUUCAAACACAGAGUACAACAGAACAUCUUGCAAGAGUACGGUGGAGAGGAACAUCUACAAGCCCCGCCCAAACAGCUGCUACUAGCCCAGACUGAGGACUACGUAGAGUACUCUAGAUACGGCAAAGUUAUCAAGGGUCAAGAGAAGAGCAUAGCAAGGUCCAAGUACGAGGAAGAUGUGUUCCCGAACAACCACACAUCUGUGUGGGGCUCAUGGUGGCACAACGGCGCCUGGGGAUUCAAGUGUUGUCACUCUCUCAUCAAGGGUUCUUAUUGUACUGGAGAAGCUGGGAAGGCUGCAAAUGUCAGUGUCCCUCUUGAGGUUGACAAAAAUCCAUUCAAAAAAGUUGAUUCUCCACCACAAAAGAAAGCAUCAAGUUCUGAGGAUGAUAGUUCUUCAUCUUCCUCGUCAUCGUCAUCUAGCUCUUCAAGUGAGUCUGAAAGUGAAAGUGAAAAGAAGAAAAAAGAAAAACCCCUAAAGAAGAAGAACAAAAAGAAACUGCGUAAAACUAAACUAAGGGAGAAGAAAAAGAAGGAUAAAGAAUUGUCUACAGAAGAAAAAAUAAAAGCUGCAAUGAAAAAACAAAAGGAAGACGAAGAAGAGGCCGAGCGUCUUUUAAAAAUGGACGAGCGGAAGAGACCUUACAACAGCAUGUUUGAUGUGAAAAAGCCCACUGAUGAAGAAAUGGAAGCUUACUUCAGGAAGCGGAGAAGAGAUGAAGACCCAAUGCUUGCUUACAGUUGAACACUGUACAUUAUUACACUGGAUAUUAAACUGUUGUCAAGUUUACAUGUUUAUAUGAGUAAAUAUAUGUUUUAUGGUAACAAAGA